AUGUAUAUAUAUAUAUAUUCAAGCCGUUGUGUUUUCUUGUGAACUGCGAUCUCACUUCCUUCAAACUGCAAAUACACCUUAAAGCUAAAGGCUGUCUUUUUUUGUGUCUCUCUAAAACACUUUUUUCAAUGGCUUAUGAAGGUAUUCUCUUGGGCAUGGGAAACCCACUUCUUGACAUCUCUGCUGUUGUCGAUGAAGACUUCUUAAAGAAGUAUGAUAUCAAGUUGAACAAUGCCAUACUUGCUGAGGACAAGCACUUGCCAAUGUAUGAGGAUAUGGCUAACAAGUUUGAUGUGGAGUAUAUUGCUGGGGGUGCGACUCAAAAUUCUAUCAGAGUUGCCCAGUGGAUGCUUCAAAUCCCUGGUGCAACUAGUUACAUGGGUUGCAUUGGUAAGGACAAGUUUGGAGAGGAAAUGACAAAAAACUCAAAGCUUGCUGGUGUUAAUGUGCACUAUUAUGAGGAUGAGACUGCACCAACAGGGACCUGUGCUGUCUGUGUUGUCGGUGGUGAGAGAUCGCUUGUUGCCAACUUAUCAGCUGCAAAUUGUUACAAAUCAGAGCAUUUGAAGAGACCAGAAAAUUGGGCGCUAGUUGAGAAGGCAAAAUAUUUCUAUAUUGCUGGGUUUUUCCUUACUGUAUCCCCUGAAUCCAUUCAACUUGUUGCUGAACAUGCUGCUGCAAAGAACAAGGUUUUCAUGAUGAACCUUUCUGCUCCAUUCAUCUGUGAGUUCUUUAGGGAUGUGCAGGAGAAAGUACUACCGUACAUGGACUAUGUCUUUGGUAAUGAGACCGAAGCCAGAACAUUCUCAAAGGUUCAUGGUUGGGAGACUGAUAAUGUUGAGGAGAUUGCUCUAAAGAUUUCUCAAUGGCCCAAGGCUUUCGGAACACACAAGAGAAUUACCGUUAUCACCCAGGGAGCAGAUCCUGUUGUGGUUGCCGAGGAUGGAAAAGUGAGAUUAUUCCCUGUUAUCUUGUUACCAAAAGAGAAGUUGGUCGAUACCAAUGGAGCAGGGGAUGCAUUCGUUGGUGGAUUUUUGUCGCAGCUAGCCCAAGAGAAGCCGAUUGAAGAAUGUGUAAGAGCUGGUUGCUAUGCAUCAAAUGUUAUCAUCCAAAGGUCAGGCUGCACAUAUCCUGAAAAGCCUAGCUUCAGUUAAAAGCCUAGCACCUCUUGGCUCAGCCACUUAUUUUCUGUUAGUUGUGAGAGUUGAUCUUAUGGCAAAUCUGCUCUUGUCCCGUUGCAUCCGGUGCAGGAGAUUAUUCAUUUCGGUUUUUUAUUCUCUUUCAUAGUCAUAUGAUCCCUGAACUUGGUUGAGAUUAUAUGUGAUGUUAUUUUAGAACAGAUGGUUCAGCAUUCUUCAAAAUUUUCAAAAUGAACUAAAUAGGGUUCUGAUAGGAUUCUAUUGGAGCAUCUUCAUGUAUGAGUCAGGCUAUAAUUUGUUGGUCUGAUUUCUGAACUUAGUUCAUGUUGAUGAAGGCAUCACUUGUUAAUUCAAGCUUGCAGCCAAUAAAAAAGGAUGCUUCCAUCUAUAGCUAUUUUUCUUUUCCUGUUGAAGUACUUUCUUAUCUUAUAUGAUCCACUUCUUGUUGUAUUAAUUGGUAUACAAACAUCUUUUC
Durio zibethinus is the source of this 1614-nucleotide messenger RNA. RefSeq names its product adenosine kinase 2-like. Gene Ontology annotation, molecular function: adenosine kinase activity. Gene Ontology annotation, cellular component: nucleus; cytosol. The record is from RefSeq and is a predicted model, not a curated record. NCBI's taxonomy places the organism in Eukaryota, Viridiplantae, Streptophyta, Magnoliopsida, Malvales, Malvaceae. Gene Ontology annotation, biological process: purine nucleobase metabolic process; purine ribonucleoside salvage.